This is a messenger RNA of Rotaria socialis, 843 nucleotides long. The record is from the annotation of a GenBank genome assembly. Lineage: Eukaryota; Metazoa; Rotifera; Eurotatoria; Philodinida; Philodinidae.
AUGGCGUGUGCAGCAACUAAAAAACGAAAAAAUGAAUUUCCUGACAAAGUAUCUAAACAAGCAAAACAAACGAAUAUGGGAGAUACAAUUCAUUCUCAAGAAAAUCGUCAUUCAUCAUUAUUAUUAUCCUUAGAUCACAUACGAAUAUUUGCCAUGCGCCGUCCUAAACCAGCAUGUGUAACCAAUGAGAAUUGGCUUAUGUUUAAUGUUACAUCUAAAACAAAAGAAAAAUGGUGUUUAGAAUUUAGUCCAUUUCUCUUAGGUCCGAUCGAGUUAUAUCCAAAUAGUAAAGAUGGUAAAAUGCUGAUUGCGAAAAAUAUGGAAAAUGCUUGGCAAUUUUGUAAAGUCUAUAAACAAUUUACUGAUAUCGAUGGUAAUUCACCAUCAGAAGCCUAUUGGAAAUGGGCCGAGGAGGGUUGGAAUGAUUCCAAACCACAUCGUUUUCCACUUGGACGCAUAGCAGUUAAACCUCUAUACUCUUUAUGGAAUGGAAAACAAUUGAAUUAUAUCGAAGCACGUAAAACAAUUUACGCGCCAUUAUAUGCAAAAUAUGUGGAACAAACAGACGCAUAUAGAAAAUUAAAUGAAGUUUAUAUAAAAUAUUGUUGUGGAGAUCAAAAUGAUAAACAUAAAAGACCAAUGGGAUUAUUAGAUUUUGAUGGAUGGGAUCAUUUAGGACAAGAUUAUACAUUAGAACAAGUUAUUAAUAUGAAAAAACCAAAAAUGGGUCAUGCUUUCGUUUUAGCUGGUCUCCUAGAAAAUAAUCUAUUUUGGUUAUCGGAACCAGAAAAAACGCAUGCAGAAGAAUUAAGGAAAUCCGGUCGAUUAUUAAAAGAUAUUUGA